Messenger RNA from Dreissena polymorpha, 2140 nucleotides. RefSeq names its product E3 ubiquitin-protein ligase TRIM56-like. The record is from RefSeq and is a predicted model, not a curated record. Bases 1 to 1953 code for a protein of 650 amino acids. Gene Ontology annotation, cellular component: nucleoplasm; chromatin. Lineage: Eukaryota; Metazoa; Mollusca; Bivalvia; Myida; Dreissenidae. The transcript has a single exon. Gene Ontology annotation, biological process: positive regulation of DNA-templated transcription. Gene Ontology annotation, molecular function: zinc ion binding; ubiquitin-protein transferase activity.
AUGUCAUCAAGGGCGGAGAAACAGGCUCUGGCGAAUCUGGGCCCAGAAAGCCUCACUUGUCCUGAAUGUAAGAGCAUCUUCAAGGAACCGACGCUUCUACCGUGCCUUCAUUCCGUCUGCCGUCAUUGCCUGUCGCACAUUUAUGCCCAACACAGCUCUGUGGGCGUCAUCCAGUGCCCACAGUGCGAGGAAACCAUCGAUAAACCUGAAAACGGCGUCGACGGUUUCCCGCCAAAUUAUUUCCUAAAUGGCCUCGUUUCGGUCUACUUGGCGAAAACAGCCAAGGAUAUCCGAUGUCGAAUCUGCGAGCUUCAGGACCGGGACACUUUCGCGACAUUGAAAUGUCUGAAUUGCGGCGACUUCCUUUGCGAGGAUUGUGGGAAAGCUCAUACGUUAACGCGCAUGACGAUAAAACACGAGAUUCAGUCUCUUUCUGAACUCUCUGAUGGAAAACGAGAUCAGGAGAUUCGUUACAAGCAGCUUAUUAUGUGCGCUAUUCACGAUGGCGAAACUGUGAAGUAUUAUUGUGAAAACUGCAACGUCCCCAUAUGCAGAGAGUGUCAGUUGGAACUACACGUUGGCCACACAUGCGCAAAUGCAAAGGAUUCGCAACUUUCUAGGCGUAAAGCGGUUGCAAACAUGUUAGUGAAUGUCCAACAGAAGAUUGAAGCCUUGAGAAAAAUUGCUGAACAUGUUGACUCUACUGUUUUAGAUAUCGAUAAACGAGAAAAAGAUCUUAUCGAGGGCGUUGAAAAAACAGUGAAGAAGCUCGUGGAUCAAAUAGAAAGAGAGAAGGCCGAUAUAUUAAAAUCUUUAAAAAGGACGAUGGACGAACAACGUGAUGCCUGUGCGACUAGAAAGCAGCAGAUUAACACCAUAUCCGAUAUUAUGGAAGGCAAUAUAUCGUUCUGUAACGAUAUUGUAAAGAAUGGGAAAGAUGUUGAAGUCUUGUUUCUUGAAAAGUCACUGAGACGUCGGCUAAUGGAUCUUCAAGCGAAGAACAUUACCAGCCUAACCGUUAAGUGGCAUCCGCCGGAUAUAAGGUUCAGGAACGUGUUUCUCACGGUGGACCGUAUCGGACUGUUUGAUUUGACACUUGCUCGAGAAUUCAACCGGCGACCGGAACCACCACUGAAAUUCGGCGCCCGUCACGUGGCCGGAUUUAAGCUGGUUCGGCGUAUCAACGCCACCAUUCCGCGAGAGGACAACUCGGAGUGCCGGGCAACUGGUCUCGCCUCGCUCUUCGGCGAUCAUUUCGUUGUCGGCGACCAGGAAAACCGGAAAGUAAAAAUAUUCACGCGACUUGGCCAUUAUGUUGAGACUAUCGCGAACGUAAAACCAUGUGGGGUCGCUGUCUGUAAUGACGUCAUAGGAGUUACGGACCAAAUGUCUCUUAACUUGUUUACCAACGAUAAAACAAUCAAGAAAAAGAUCUCUCUAGAAAGCACGGGGUCAGCAUAUCCCGUUACCGCGGUAACCGACAGGUAUUUCGUCGUCGUUAACAACAAGACCACCACAUUCCAGGUUUACGACCUGCGCGGAGAGCUUUGCAACGAUAUAGUCCCUUCGCGAGGGUCAAAGAUACGCAACCCGGUAUUUGUAACGUCAAACAGCAAAGGGCAUAUAAUCGUCUCUGAUUGGCUAACUAAUAGCGUCAUAAUCCUAGACGACGCUGGUCAGUUUGUGAAAGAGGUCAAGUUUAAAAAUAAGAUGGGAAAGUCCGAAUGGCUACCCGGGAGCUUGUGCUGUGACCAUUUUGAUAACAUUUUCGUGUCGGAUUACAGUCGCAGCAGGAUUAUAGUGCUGGACCCACAGGGAGAAUUUAUGUUUGAACACUCCACGCGAAUGGACGGUCUGGACCGACCGCGGUGCAUGACGACGGACGGGAAUGGGUCCCUUCUGGUUUCCGGAAAGGGAGGCUACCUCAACAUGUACACGUGCGAGUAUAUAUGAUAUUGGUUACCAAUGCAACAUUGUAUGCGACAUUAUGUAGUUUCACUAACUUGUCAUUUGUCUGGGAAUUUUAAGGAACGUAUACCCUAACAAUGUGUAAGAGUUAAGUCUUUCAUCAGAUGUUUUAGCGAAUGUACUUGACUUGUAAUGCUAUAAUUAAUUGUAUAACUUUUAAUGAUGCUAGCAU